Arachis ipaensis is the source of this 1803-nucleotide messenger RNA. The record is from RefSeq and is a predicted model, not a curated record. NCBI's taxonomy places the organism in Eukaryota, Viridiplantae, Streptophyta, Magnoliopsida, Fabales, Fabaceae.
UUUAUUUUCGUACCAAAAAAAACCUGGCAGAAUCUAAAGCCCCCCACCCCAUCACACCACAGACACACAGGCAGAACUGGGAGCUCGCCUAGUCGCCUCGGUUCACCGACACUGCAUGCUCGCUGCCGUCGCUGCGCCUCUCGCUGGAUCUUCCGCGUCGUGUGCUCCUCUCUCCUCCGUCUGAGCUCGGCUGCUGCGUGUCUCUCGCCUCCGCGUCUGCUCGGGCUGUGCUUCCUGCUCGUGUUGCCGCCGUGCCUCCCUCGCCUAUCUCCCUCCUCACGUCUCUGCUCUGACUUUGCUUCCUGCCCGCGUCUCACCGCCUCUCCUCCGUCUAUGUGGUGGUUGUUGCUGCUCGUCCCUCGUCGUCCGUGCCUCCGUGGUUGUUGCUUUCUGCACGCUGUCGUGCGUCAUCUACUUUCUGGAAUCGAUUCUGCCUCUGCAACAACAGACGCCCCCUCCCCUUUCCCUUUGGAUGAAACCCUAAUGCCCAAAUGCCAAAUCUGAGACUCUGACUCUGAGAGUCUGAGUGGAACCCCCCCUAACCCAGCCAGUCUCUGUGCUCUCUCUGCCUCUCCCCCUCACCUCGUCACUCUCUCGUCUCUUCCCUCACCUCGACAGCCGUCACUCUCAGUCUCUCACGGCCUCACCUCGUGGCUCUCUCAGUCUCUCACCUUGUCCCCUCACCUCUGUCGUCGUCGCGGUCCCGUGCCCCUGCCCUCACUUCGCCGGCGGCAGAAGCAGACGGAACCGCAUCUGGUCCCUUAGGUGGUGGUGGUGGUCGUCUUCUUGCUUCUCACGGUCUCUGUCUCGCACCUGGUCUCGACCUCUCCCUUCCCUGCGCUCUUCGUCGCUGGUAGCAGAGGCAACAGAUCCCGGUGGGCUGGUCUUCGUUGUCGUCUUCUUGCUUCGAGCCUUGCCGUCAGCUUCUCCCUCGCCAUCAGCUUCUCCCUCGCCAUCAGCUUCCUUCGUGCAACCCGAUUUGCACAUGUUGACAAAUGAGGCCAAUUCCUAUAGCUACAGGAAAGCAAACAAAAGCAUCAAGAAGAAGGAUAUAGUGACACGUGUAGCUCCAUUCUGGAUUUUAAGGAGAUAAAAAAAAGAGUCAAGUCUGAUGAAUAUGUUGAAGCAAGCAGUCGGAAGAAUUUGGAAAAGCAGCAGUGGUUAUGCUUCAGAAGGAGGAACAAAAAUUUUGGCUUGGAGUUAUGUUCCUUCAUUCUAUUUCCACAAUACACAAGCUCAUACAGCACCUAGAAGCUUUUUCGGUGUUGAGGAUUUCCUUGAUGAUGACAACAGCAAACCUUACACUUACCAGAAAGGGAAGAAAUCAAAGAAUCCAGAUAAACAUGUAUCAUUCAAACAAAGAACUGUUGCAUACAUGGAGCCUUUUACUCUUGAUGUGUUCAUCUCAAAGCGUUUUGUGUCGGCUUCGCUCACCCAUAGAGUGACAAGCAAACAGGUUGCAGUUUCUGGUACCAACUCCAAGGACAUAAAAGCUGUUCUUAAAUCUCGUUCAGACAUACCAGCUUGCAUAGCAAUUGGAAGGAUUUUGGCCGAAAGAGCAAGAGAAGCUGAUGUCUACACUGCCUCUUAUACUCCAAGGGAUAGGGAUAAAUUUGAAGGGAAAAUCAGAGCUGUAGUUCAAUCACUUAUUGAUAAUGGGAUUGAUGUCAAGGUUUAUCUUGAUUGAGUUAUUAACAUCUAUUUGAGCAAAACUUGCCAACUAAAUUAUUGAGAUUUUAGUUAGCGGAGGUAUAAAUAUUUUUUUGUGUUUGAAAAAUAGAAAAGAUCACGUGUUUUUGAAAG